AUGUCUCAACCAGACGAAGAGCCCACCUUUUUCGAGCGAGAACGCGAUCGUCUAGCCCGAGAAAUUACAUCCGGCUUCGAGGAGCUGCUCUCAUCGACCAAUGGCCUGAAUAGAAAGCUCGAGGAGGUCCUAGGAAUGACCAAAGAAUACGAUACUAUUGCUGCAUUGUGGAAAAGUUUCUAUGAACUCAUGAGACAGUCUGAUGCUGGGGAUACCUCUGUGGAUGAAAGAUCCCAUGGUCUUCCUGGCACCGGUGGCCACACCAUCGCGAUGAAGUAG
Molecule: messenger RNA, 279 nt
Organism: Desarmillaria tabescens
Lineage: Eukaryota; Fungi; Basidiomycota; Agaricomycetes; Agaricales; Physalacriaceae
Product: DASH complex subunit Dad1-domain-containing protein
Exons: 2
Coding region: 1-279 (92 amino acids)
Cellular component (GO): DASH complex; mitotic spindle pole body; mitotic spindle
Molecular function (GO): microtubule plus-end binding
Source: RefSeq, a predicted model, not a curated record